AAUGCAAAGCUGGCAACUGCAACCAAUUAAACGGAAAUAACCGGGGGAAACAUUUACGUGUUACACGUUUGGAGCCAUGUGAGUACAAGGUGUUUCUGGAGAGCGGGUUCCUAAAUUUGCGUGAAGUACGUAUAACUGUGCUAAAGCCGAUCAAGAGGGUACUUUUUUUUCUAACUAGCGUAUGAAAAAUCUCUAUUGAAUUCUUAAUCAAGGUUUAAAGGAGCUAAAAUGGACUUGAAUAAAACUGUGAAGCGACUGUAUGUGGGAGGAUUGAAUCACAGAGUCACUGAAAAGGAGCUGCAGCAGAGGUUUGGAAAGUUUGGUGAUGUGUCUGACGUGCAGAUCAUUACAAGGAAAGAUAACCAUGGAAUACCUGUGAAGACAUUUGGAUAUUUGAAUAUAACCACAACAACAGCAGAACUCCAUAAGUGCAUGUCUGUUUUAAAUAAAACAAAGUGGAAGGGUGAAACUUUACAAAUUGAGAUGGCAAAAGAAAGUUUCCUACAAAGGUUGUGUGAGGAACAAAAGCAAUCAGUUGUGGUAAAACAGUCCUUCCACUCUGACACAAUACCUCAGUUUAUGGAGUCCUUGAAAAUGGCUGGAGUUGAGAAUUUCCAUAUGAAAGCUGCUGUUCCAGGAAGUGAGGUUCCUGGACACAAGAAAUGGGUUGUGGGGAAGUUUGGAAGAGUCCUUCCUGUACUUCACCUAAAAGCAAGAGGACAGAAUAAAAUAUUAAAGUAUGAUCCCUCUAAGCAUUGCCAUGGCAUUAGGAAUUUGGACCAGGAAGCAGACUACAAUCAUUUUACACCUAUCUCAAAACUGACUUGGUUUUUUGAGGAAGCAGAUGGAGAUAUAAGCAGGAAAAGACAAGGAGAGUUUCCAAUUCCGAAAAAGAAGAGAAAGGGAAUCACAGAGGAUUUUCAAAGAAAAAAUUUUGCAGAUUUAAAGAAAAGUGCAGACAAUCCUUCAGAUAUUAAAGGCACAUCCAGGGCAUAUUUCUCUAACCCUGUCAAGGCACCAAAUCAAAGACAGGAAAAUGGAUCCUGGCCAAGGUUUACUAGUUCCAUGGUGCAUGACAUUGAUGUUGAGUCUGAGGAAGAAAUUAAAAGGAUGGUGGCAAAGGAGAAUAAAAAAUAUGGUGGAGAGUUUUGCAAAGCAAAUGAUGAUCUGGAAGUGGUAGACAGUGACUUUUCUGUAAUGUAUAAUAGUCACAAGAAUAAUGAAACAAACAGAGGUUCUUUGGUUACGGGCUUGGACCCUAGCAGAGGAUAUGAUUCAGCAGAUACUGAUGAAAUCAUUACAUUUAACAAGGCUAAUUUUGGUCAAAUCAAACAGAAAGUGGAACCAGCUGUCCCUACCACCAGUAGAGAUGUCACCAAAAAGACUCCAUCAAAGGAAAAGUCUAAAAAGAGACAGUUUGAAAUGAGAAAAGCAUGGUCUUCCAUGAAAUGCAAAACAGCUGAGACAUGUUGCAGUUCUGAGGACAGUGAAUCUUCUGUUGAUUCAGAUUAUGAAGCUAUGAUGCAUAACAGUUGUCGUGUAGAUUUGACUUUAACAGAAAUGGAGACAUUGGCAAAAAUUAAUGAGAGAGAAGACAAAGUAGACUUUAAAUGGCUGCAUAAUGAUUCAGUAAAACAGAUUUGCACACCUGAGGAAAUCCUGGAAUCUCUCAUUGGGGAUGACAGCAGUGAGGAUGAAAGUAAGUGGACAAAAAGGAAUGGAGUUGUUCAAGAGCUGCCAUCCUUUAAAGGGACUAGAAUCCUCUCCAAAUCAAAUCAAAGUGCUCAAUGUUAUACUGAAGACAGUGUGACAAACUUCCAAAGUGUAUCAGAUGUGUCUCCAUUUGGAUCAGAAGCUUGUAAAAAGGAAAGAAAAAAGAUCUUCUGUAAGGAUGGAAUUUUUCAUGCUGAAAGUAGCUGUGAACAGAGAGAAGAGGUCUUUGUUUGUAAUUCAGUGGUAUCUAAAGAUUGUCAGACUAUUACAAAUUUAAUAGUGCCAAGUUCAGGCGUGCUGAGUAGUGAGUGUCCUGGGAAAGGUUUCAGAGAGAAGAAACAGCUGGCAUACAAAAAAAAUUACCACUCUGGAAAUACAGAGGAAACUAUGCCCUGGAGUUCUUGUUCAUCAUCCAGCCAUAAUACUAAUGCAGAAAAAAGGGAUGUAAAUUCCACAAUGUCUAAAAGCAGUUGUGUUCCUCCAAAGAAGGAAAUCAUGAGUAAAAGUACUAUGGACACACAUAGCUGUUUGUCACAAACUAUGAACCCUAAUGUGACAAAUACAGUUAAACAGCAACAGGACAAUCUCCGGAGGAUGGCAGCUCUUAUGCAGAGGGAGAAGGAGGCAAGUUUGCAAAAGACACAGAUCCGGUUAGCUUUAUCAAAUCUGGACUCUUCAGACUCUGGAAAUGGUAAACAUAUUUUCUUUAAGGAAAACAACGAAGAAGAGGCAGAGUUGCAAGAUACAGAAAAGGAAAGCCAGCAGAUGUUAAUGGGAUCUUUACAGACGGUUGUUCAAGCAGAAAAAAAAAGUCCUACUAAGUUGUUUGAAAACACUGAGGAUGAAGAGAAUGAUAAAGAUGAUGAUGGCAGGUUUCAACUGAAAGCCCACUUCGAAGGAAAAGCUGGACAGAAACUUAUGAGGCUGCAGUCCCACUUUGGAACUGACGAAAGAUUUCGAAUGGAUUGUCGUUUCCUUGAAAGUGAAGAUGAGCAGGAUGUUGCUGAAUGUUCAAGUACAUGUUCCCCUUCUGAUGCUGUUCCACUUGCACAAGAAAAGCAAAGAAACCUGGAAAUUCUACAGAAUCUUCUUCACAUUGACACUCAAAGCGCAAAGAGUGUAAAGAAUCACUCAUUUAGGAAUGUUUCCUCUUUGCACUAUGAUCCUUCCCAAGAGGACCAUGUAGCUAUUGAAGCUAGUGCUACCACUGAUGUGAAUCAAAAUAGUAAACCAGAGAGACAUCAAAAGUGUCUUGAAACAGAGAUGAUGCAGAAUGUCACCAAAGAGAUUUAUUAUGAAAUCACAGCUAAUUUCAAAGAAACAUUUGGAUCUUCAAAGGAGAGAGAGGAUGUUCCAUGGGAUGAAAAAGAUGAAGGCCUUCAUUUAGACCCCACUGAAUACAGAGUCAAUACAGUAGAUAAGUCCCCAGGAUUCACAUUUUCAUUCUUCGGAGAGGAUACCGUGGAUGACAUCAAAGCUAAUACAGAGUCAUACAAAAUAGAGACCAUAAAAGCAUCAAAAUUGUCAUGGAUGGAGGACCCCCGCUUUAUAGACAGCAGUUCAGAUGAAAUGGAGAAUGAAGAGGAAGGUGGAAAUGGUGACAAAAUGUUGCUACCUGAGAAGACACAGGGUGAGCAGUUUCCAGCGAGGAAAUCAAAUCUCUUCUUUUUCUUCAAAGGAGAUGAACGGCUACAAGAUGGUCCUGAAGUGUUCUGUCGCACUGGUAAUUUAGAAGAUCAACGAGAACAAUGGGAAGCAGCCUGCACAUCUCUAAGAGAAGAAUACAGAAAGAAGCAUAAAGAUGCAAAACGCAAGAUGAAAUUGAGACAAAGCAAAUAAAUGAGGACACUGGCACCUUGAGAAGGUUAUUUAUUCUACAGAAUAAGUAACAUAUGUUUCCCAUCUUCAUUAGCAUUGAUUCCGAACAAAGCAACUUGUCAUUUUUACAAAUAAAAGUGCUGCAUGUGUAUCACAUUGCACUAGUUACUUUCAAAAACCUCCUGACCUCAUAAGAAAAAUAAUUGGUCUUUUCCUUUCAACACAGUGCUUUUCUGAACAAUUAUUGUAUUUGUACAAAAUAAAGUGUACAAUAUUGCAGUUAUAACUGGAAGAUGUAAACUAGGGUUUUAUCUACAAAAGGGCAACUAUUAUAUUAUACCAUAUGUACCAUAUAACUAAAGGGAUAACUGUAAAUUGAA
Erpetoichthys calabaricus (reedfish) is the source of this 3911-nucleotide messenger RNA. It is a transcript of the gene nol8, whose product is annotated as nucleolar protein 8. Gene Ontology annotation, molecular function: RNA binding. Lineage: Eukaryota; Metazoa; Chordata; Cladistia; Polypteriformes; Polypteridae. The transcript has 17 exons. Bases 229 to 3552 code for a protein of 1107 amino acids. The record is from RefSeq and is a predicted model, not a curated record.